GCCUUUGACCGUGUCUGAUUCAUUCUUUCCACGCACGAUCCAAUUGUCGAUGGGCGUACCACCUUCCGUCAUAGUCUCUCCUUCUUCCUUUGGACUCUUUGCGCUGGCAAUUUUGAGCAUUGGGCUUCAAAUCGCGAGCUCACAAGCCAGACGUUGCAGAGCCGAGGAUCACCACCUCCACCUUUGCUUUCAUCGAUCUCGAUCUCGGACGUAGUAUCACGGGCGCACGGUGGCACAUAGCAUCAUCUACUACAAGAUGCCUUUCGAUCUGGAUGCUUGUAUCUCGCAGUUGCUCUCGAAGCAGCUGCUUGGGGAAGCACUAUUGAGGGAGAUUUGCGAGAAAACCAAAGAGCUGCUGAUGAGGGAAAGCAAUGUGGUGCACGUUUCUGCUCCCGUAACCGUCGUUGGGGACAUACACGGUCAAUUUUACGACUUGAUAGAAAUCUUCAGGAUCGGAGGAUACUCUCCCCACACCAACUAUCUUUUUCUGGGGGACUACGUCGACCGAGGCUACUUCAGCGUGGAGACGAUGUCUCUACUGACAUGUCUCAAAUUGAGGUAUCCCGACAGAGUGCAGUUAAUUCGGGGCAAUCACGAAAGUCGGGCUGUGACUCAGACUUACGGCUUCUAUGCGGAAUGUAUGCGCAAGUACGGAAGCGCCAACGUGUGGACCUACUUUACGGACAUGUUCGACUUCCUCACUCUGUCGGUCGUCAUUGACGACCGGAUAUUCUGCGUGCAUGGCGGGUUGUCUCCCAGCGUGCACUACAUAGAUCAGGUCAAGAUCAUCGAUCGAUUUAGAGAAAUUCCACAUGAAGGUCCAAUGGCGGACUUGGUAUGGUCAGAUCCGGAUCCUGCCGCGACGGACUUUGCUAUCAGUCCAAGAGGUGCUGGCUACACGUUUGGCUCAGCAGUAGUCAAGCAUUUCUUGGAGCGAAACAACAUGCAUCACAUUCUGCGAGCUCAUCAGCUCUGUAUGGAGGGGUUCUCCGUGCUCUACGACGACAAGCUGUCGACGGUCUGGUCAGCGCCUAAUUACUGCUACAGGUGCGGGAACAUGGCGAGCAUAUUGGAAGUUGGACCAGAUGGAUCGAAACACUUCAACACGUUUGCCGAAGCGCCUGAGAACGAGACGGAUGGACAGGCUCAGCAGAACCAACAGCAGCGAGAAACUCCUCAGUACUUUUUGUAGCGACCGCUUUGCUCCGAUCGCUCGCUUGACGAGACAUAUAGGGACCGAAGCAAGCAGUUGCUCGUCCACUCCCUCUUACGUCCGCCUCGUUCGCCUCCUGCUCCUCAAUCUUUGCAGCUAGCAAGUCGUCACCGCCUCAAUCUCUGUCCUACCUGUCUCGCAUAGAGCAAGCCAGAGCACCGUCUCUGAAGCUAGUUGCUCACGUCUCUUGCCUCUUGCCUCAGCAUCGCCGAGCUUGAUCGUCGCUGGCGCCUUGUAUAGUAGAAGAUCACAAUUGAUAUCCUCAUCAGCA
Molecule: messenger RNA, 1484 nt
Organism: Ceraceosorus guamensis
Lineage: Eukaryota; Fungi; Basidiomycota; Exobasidiomycetes; Ceraceosorales; Ceraceosoraceae
Product: Metallo-dependent phosphatase
Exons: 7
Coding region: 257-1192 (311 amino acids)
Biological process (GO): peptidyl-serine dephosphorylation
Cellular component (GO): FAR/SIP/STRIPAK complex
Molecular function (GO): protein serine/threonine phosphatase activity
Source: RefSeq, a predicted model, not a curated record